UAUAGAGUCCACCCUUCUCCAGUUUAAACUUCCAUAACCUCUUUAUCAGUUCAAAACCCUUUCACCUACUUACUCUUUAAAUCCCCUUUUUCUUUGUCUUUACAGGUCAUUAUCAUCAUUCACAGUCUUCUCAGAUCAAGCCUCUGAUGUCUUUGGAUCAUUAUCCAAUCCUCACCGACAGACGUUUUCAACCCAGCGAGUCUCGCUCCUCUUACCAGUUACAUGACUCUAUUUCACUCCCUCUACCUCAAUGGAACUACUCAUCCAGGUCACAAAAUGAAAUCACUCAGGAUUAUUCCUCUAAUUCUUCCACGUGGAACGUCAAUUUACUCAAUCAUAAUUGGUCUAGCGAACCAUUACCUUCAUCCUCUCCCCUUCCCUCCUCCUCAUCAUAUUCAUGCCCACCUAUCAAUCUACGCCACUCCGGUUCCGGCACUUAUUCUCACCAGUCUCCCUAUCCCGAACCCUCACAGCGUCACUCCUCCCAAUCCCUAUCAGCCGGCUUAUCCUCUCCAUCAUUUGACCGUACAGCACAACACCGUUCCCCAUCAGCAGCUAGCACCUUCAAAUUCGACGAUGCUUCCUGGGGUUCAACUCUGUACACCAUGGACGAUAGAAGUACUCAUUCCCAUUCUCAUUCCCUACCACCUACUGUCACUAGCACAUCUCCUUCUGUACGCGCUUCGUCUAGAGCCUCUUCCUCCAGGUCAUCCCCCGUAAAGCUCGAACAAGACGAUGUUUCAGGUGCCGACUGCUUUGUCAUGGAAUUUGCUACCUCUGUCCCAGCUGCCCAAGACAGCACCUCCUUGGCACCCCCAACCGAAGUGCCCUUGCGCGCUACACAAGCAAGCAAAGCAAUGCGCAAAAUGAUGGGCGUAUUCCGCCUCAAUCCGUUCUCAAUGCAUGAGGGUGGUGGUCAGGCAAUGAGUACCUGGAUGGGCGAGGAUGCAGGCCCUUUGGACGAAGAACCUCAGAUUUUUGAGUUUCAACUCGACGUUGGAUAUCACGAGUCUGAUGAAGAGGACGACGAACAAGCACCUUCCCACCUUCAGACUCUCGUCGAGGUCCCAGAACCUGAGCUAGACGUAAACACGAGGUGGGCGGAGGGCGACAACACAGAACUCACUUAUUCCUCGGUCUCCCAUACAAGCUGGGCCACCAACGAGCCACCGUGUCCUUCGUAUACAUUGCCUUCCCUUAGGUCAUAUAAUUCGCACCCUCACUCCCCUUCAUUGUCUUCCGCUUCGUCUCGUAAAACGCCUCUGGAUAUGUCUGCGUCAGAGUACACCAGCGCGUAUACACUGCACGGCUCUGGCAGCUGCGGUUCUUCCACGGAUAACCUUCCGUCACUCUCGUCUAUGGCACGGCGUUGGUCCAUUCCCGCAAAUCUUCAAGCACCAUUCAUGAUAUAAAUAUACUCGCGUGCAUUACAUCACAUUAAAUCAAAGGGCCGACGGGCUCGUAGCGCUCUCCAACUCUUGGGUGAUUUCAUUCACCGUUGUCACUCUCGCUAGGUAUACUGCCGAUCUAUUUCGAGGGUUGCUGAAGUGAUCGAUCCCUACUUUUUUACUUUGCUGUUGCAUUUUUCUUGUUCUUGAUCAUCCUUAUUCAAUUGUCUUGGGUCGUUCUUCGCUCACGGACAGAACUCAAAUCAACUUUCUGGCAGG
This is a messenger RNA of Suillus paluster, 1667 nucleotides long. RefSeq lists its product as uncharacterized. The record is from RefSeq and is a predicted model, not a curated record. The transcript has 2 exons. Bases 147 to 1412 code for a protein of 421 amino acids. NCBI's taxonomy places the organism in Eukaryota, Fungi, Basidiomycota, Agaricomycetes, Boletales, Suillaceae.